AUGAAGGCAUCGGGCACGCUUUGGGAGUACAAGGUGGUGGGGAGCUGCUUGCCCACUCCGAAGUGCCAUAGGCCACCGCUGUACCGAAUGCGCAUCUUUGCGCCCAACCAUGUGGUGGCCAAGUCCCACUUCUGGUACUUCAUGUCGCAGCUGAAGAAGAUGAAAAAGUCGUACGGGGAGAUAGUAUACUGCGGGCAGGUCUUUGAGACGUCACUGCUUCGUGUAAAGAACUUCGGCAUCUGGCUGCGCUACGACUCAUGCAGUGGCACACACAUGUACCGAGAGUACUGGGACCUGACCACCGCUGGUGCCGUCACCCAGUGCUACCGCGACAUGGGUGCCCGGUACCGUGCCCGUGCGCACUCCUUCCAGAUCAUGAAGGUGGAAGAGACUGCAGCUGGCAAGUGCCGCUGGCCAGCUGUCAAGCAGUUCCAUGACUCCAAGAUCAAGUUCCCACUGCCCCACCGCGUGUUGCAAUGCCAGCACAAGGCACACUUCACAACCAAGAGGCCCAACACCUUCUUCUAG
Acomys russatus (golden spiny mouse) is the source of this 528-nucleotide messenger RNA. RefSeq names its product 60S ribosomal protein L18a-like. Gene Ontology annotation, biological process: translation. Gene Ontology annotation, cellular component: ribosome; cytosolic large ribosomal subunit. Gene Ontology annotation, molecular function: structural constituent of ribosome. The record is from RefSeq and is a predicted model, not a curated record. Lineage: Eukaryota; Metazoa; Chordata; Mammalia; Rodentia; Muridae. The coding region runs from base 1 to 528 and encodes 175 amino acids. The transcript has a single exon.